Molecule: messenger RNA, 1839 nt
Organism: Rotaria sp. Silwood2
Lineage: Eukaryota; Metazoa; Rotifera; Eurotatoria; Philodinida; Philodinidae
Source: the annotation of a GenBank genome assembly
AUGUUGGACGAAUCAACGUCCAGAAAUGGCGAUGGCACUGCGAGUAAUAUUAUGAAUGCAUUAACCAACAUGUGGAACAAAGAUGAUCUUUUUCCAACAAAAUCAUGUUGGUUAGCUACCGACAACGCCUCGACAUUUACCGGGGUGCGUGAAGGCGUGAUAGCUAAACUAAAACGUUAUUUAGGGGCUGAAUGGAUUGAAUCUAGCCCGUGUGUAGCACACACAUUUUCACUUGCUGGUAGCGAAGCGGGAUAUUUAGAAAAGUCCACAAAUAAUCAACAACCUGCUCGUGCAGAAUCUAUUGUCAAAUUAGAAACAGUUAUUUCUGGUAUUUAUAACUUUUUUGGAAGAAGUAGUGGUCGUCAAUUCAAAUUGAAAUCUUGGCAGGCAUUUAUGGAAAUGCCAGAACUAAAAAUGAAAAAAAUAUUUGAUAUUCGUUGGUUAUCAAUUGGCGGGUGUAUUAGACCCAUAAUAGAUAAUGUUUAUCCAGGUUCUCAAGCACUUUUAACUUGUUUACAACAAAUCGCGUUGGAUAUAAAUACAUCUAAAAUUGAACGUGAAAAUGCACAAGGUUUAUUAAACUCGAUUUUAGAUGAUGAAUUUUUAUUUUUGUUACACAUGCAUCAUGAUUUACAUCAAAUAGUACUUGGUCCUGUAACUAAAAUGAUGCAGCGUGAUAAUCUGUCAUACUUUACCUUGAUGGAUGUUUUAGCUGAAAAACGAAAAAUUUUAAGCUCUUGGACAUCUCAGUCAUCAUUGAUUAUGGGUCCAUCACUUUGUGAUUAUGUUGAAUCUACUGAAUCAGGGUGUUUUGGUGGAUUCAAAAUUAAAUUAGGUGAUCGUGAAAAUUUUGAGAAAGAUUGUCUUGGUCAUAUAGAACGGUUAAUUCAACAGCUAGAUAAACGUUUCAAGCCUUCUCUACUGCAGGAAAGCUUAAGUGUAUUAUUUGAUCCUCAAUAUCUCAUCAACAACAGUAAAAAAUUGAAUUCCAAUCAUUAUGGUCGAUCACAACUGAAUUUUCUUCGUAAAAAAUACAAAAUGUACCCGGAAUUCGAUUCUAAUGCUGUUAUACAUGAAUGGGAAUCAAUGAAACAAUGUAUUAUUGAGUUUAUAAAUAAUUCUUUAUCUGUUGGUACAGAAUCAUUAUUCUGGAAAACUUUUAUUGGCAUAAAACAAGCAACAGAUAAUAAUUUUGUUCAUCAAUACAAAAAUAUUUUAAUUUUACUCAAUAUUUAUCUGAUUGCACCAACAAACAGUGCUGAGUGUGAAAGAGGAUUUUCGGCCAUUAAUCGAAUUCAAACGGUCGGAAGAUCUCGUUUGACGAUAUCAACACUAAAUAUGUUAAUGAUCGUGCGUAUGCUUCUCAAAGAUGAUAUUAGAAGCUCUAGGUGUCAAUUUGUGGUAACUGAAGCUUUUAAAUUAUGGAAUUCAAAAGAUCAUCAACGUCGUUUUCAUGAAAUUCAAACAUUAGCUGAUGUUGAUGAUGAUUAUCAACCAAUGAAACAGGCUCGUUCAGUUGUUAAACGAUCGUCGUCUUUAAUUGGAUCUCAAAUUAUUUACAAGAAGAUAAAAAAUUCUAAAUCGAAGGCAAUUAAAUGUGCAAACGGAUGCAAAACCAGUAUUUCUGGAGAUGAUCCAACACAAAUGGAAGCUAUACAAUGUUGUCAUCAAAAUGAUCAAUUUGAAGAUAUUGAAUUCGACCAAAACUGCUCCAGAUGGUUAUGCAACGGUUGUCGAAUAAAACUGAAAAUUACAACAGAUUCAAUUUGGUUUUGUGCAGAUCAUGUGGAUAUGUAUAAUGAUGAUGACGACGAUGAAGAUAUUGAUGGUUCAAAAUGA